ACGUGGGGUGAUGACAUCAUCGUUUCAGAAAAUAUACGGAUUGCCCCGUCCACAUGACAACGCCAAGCCGGCGUUUUCAAAUUUUUCCACUCUGGGACCCGGUUUCAAAAAAUACCGGUUUCACCUUUCGAAAACGCCGGAUCCGUGUGGACGAAACGCCUAUCCGAUAAAAAAUUUGUGCGGUUUCAGUGAAACGCGUCUCCGUGUGGACGGGGCCUAAGCCAGGAUUAGGCCUUAGUUCAAUUAGGACAUUUAAAAGUAGCUUUUAUAAAUGUGCCUUAGCAAAAAACAUUACUGGUGUGCAUCUUGAGACAAAACAAUGGCACUGACAUAUUUUAAGAUGUGUCAGUGCAAGUUUCUUUCAGUUAAAACAGCUCAAACAUGCAUUUUAGUCUGGAAUUACACCUAAGCUUUGUCUAUGAAACCGAGGGUAUAACUUUCAAAUACAACAAUUGCUAUUAUUUCACUAUCACCUGGCAGACACAAUGAAGUGGGCAUCUUUAAGGUUUGUUCACACUGGUACUAACAUUGAAGGAAGGAUCUGGAACCAGAAUGUCGCUUUUUACUUGGGCUAGUAAAACACCAAGAAACCAAACAGGUGCAGGAGGUCAGCAGAAAAAAAAAUUAAAGGGGGGCUUGACCAAAAAAGUUUGAGAACCACUGCUUUUACAACUGGAUAGCAACACCCUAUAGCAUUAAAUCAGCAAAUUUUGCAUGGGCAAGCACCACUCACAGUUUCUUAUAACCCAUCUAGUUCUAUUUAUUUUCUUGAACUGAAGUUGACUGUAGAGGACUGAGCGCGUAAGAGACAACAAUUGCAUUGUCUAUCCCUUAGCAUUGUGGCUAAACAUAGUACAAAGCCUCUUAAGUUACGAACGCAUAAGUUCCUUUCCGUGAGAGCAGUAUCCACGAAUUAGCAUACAAAGACACUUACUUAAGAGAAAAUCCUUACUGAGGUUUUUAAUUCUGACUGAGCAAUUACAUGAGUGGCACAAGGAGGACUCGGACUUGAGGCGCUGAAGCCUCAUUCUUGCUUGCCACUGUGCUGCCUACAUUUCAGUCCUUUUUCAUUGUUACCCGCAGUGUCACGUAGUUAACCCCUCACCUCGCCACAGCCAUGUGUGACAUGGGUGGACUGGACAAUCUGGUGGCCAACACGACCUACCUGAAAGCACAGAAUCUAGACGACAAGGAGAUGAGGAAACGCAGGCGUAGCCUAAUUCUUCCCCAACUUGAAAACUGUACAAAGGUGCGUGCAGCCAUUCCCAAGGACUUUGAGCACAUCUGUGAGCAGCAGCCCAUUGGGAAAACAUGCUUCCGUCAGUUCCUCUUAGCCUCCAAUCCAGAAUACCUUGCUGCUGCAGAGUUCCUGGAGGAGUUGAAUGACUGGAAUUUGGCAGAGGCAGGUGCUAAAGAAAAAGCCAAGCAGAAUAUCAUUAACAAAUUCUGCAAAGCUGACUCCAAAAGUUUCCUGGCUUAUCUGACAGAGGACAUGGCGGAGAAGUGUAAAGCCGUCUCUGAGAAGGACUUUGAGGAGGUGAUGAUGGGACAGGUGAAAGAAGCCACACAAGAGUUUCUGAGAGGAAAACCCUUCAAUGAGUAUCAGACCAGCCCGUUCUUUGAUAGAUUUGUGCAGUGGAAGGAAUUCGAGAAGCAGCCCAUCUCUGAUAAAUACUUCUAUGAGUUCAGGACUUUGGGGAAAGGAGGAUUUGGAGAGGUGUGUGCUGUUCAGGUCAAAAGCACGGGUCAGAUGUAUGCCUGCAAGAAGCUGGACAAGAAACGCUUGAAGAAAAAGGGUGGGGAAAAGAUGGCUCUACUGGAGAAAAAAAUCUUGGAGAAGGUAAACAGCCUUUUUCUGGUGAACCUGGCCUAUGCAUUUGACACAAAGACCCACCUGUGUCUGGUCAUGACUCUGAUGAAUGGAGGGGAUCUGAAGUACCACAUUUACCACAUUGGGGAGCAUGGCAUUGAGAUGGAGCGAAUCAUUCACUACACAGUUCAGAUCACCACUGGAAUCUUGCACCUACAUGCUAUGGAUAUCGCGUACCGUGACAUGAAGCCAGAGAACGUCCUACUGGACAGUCAGGGCCAGUGCAGGUUGUCAGACCUGGGUCUAGCUGUGGAACUACCGAAUGGGAAAACUAUCUCACAAAAGGCUGGCACUAAGGGGUAUAUGGCACCAGAGAUCCUGAAGCAGGAACCAUACCGUAUGUCAGUGGACUGGUGGGCUUUGGGCUGUAGCAUCUAUGAGAUGGUGGCCGGCCGUCUGCCCUUUAGAGAUCACAAAGAGAAGGUGACUAAAGAAGAGAUAGUAAGGAGAACUCUAGAAGAUGAGUGCAAAUUUGAACACAAGAAUUUUGACGCCCCCUCCAAGGACAUCAUCAGUCUUUUUCUGAAAAAGAAUGUUGAAGACCGCCUCGGCUGCAAGGGUGACCCUCGGAAACAUGAGUUCUUCAAAUCCAUCAACAUCCCUCGGCUGGAGGCGGGGCUUAUUCCACCUCCAUGGGUGCCCAAACCCAACGUUGUGUACGCUAAAGACACAGGUGAUAUCCGGGACUUCUCUGAGGUUAAAGGGGUUGAAUUUGAUACCAAUGAUGAGAAGUUUUUUAAGGAAUUCAGUACAGGAGCAGUGUCGAUUCCAUGGCAACAGGAGAUGAUUGACAGUGGACUCUUUGAUGAGCUUAACGACCCAAACAGGAAGAAAUUGUCAGCGGGACUGGAUGAUGAUGAGCAAAAAUCCAAAUCUUGCACUCUUCUGUAACAAAAUAAGAAUAUAUUGCAAAAAAGACAAAUAUACUUUUUUUUUAAUAACAAUACAUAUUAGCUAUUAUUACUAUUUUAUAGUGUUAUUUUCUUUUAAUACCAAGUGCUUUUAUUGAGCAUUUGUAUGAAAGAUUAUGAAUUUUGUGUUCUGAUGGUUGGUGGAUUGGCAAAGUCAUGUGCGAUUGCUGUGCUGUUAAUAGACAUGUUAAUAUUUUUUUUUCUGAAAUUAAUGUAUUUUUUUUAUUAUUAUUAUUUGUUAUAUUUAUAAUAUAGUUUAUAAUAAGUUAAAAUGUAAAGAUAUUUUUGGAGGUGGUCUCAAAUGUUUUGACCUAAAUAUAUAUUUUUACAGACAUAGGUCUCAGUUACUGAUGCUUUACUGAUGCAUGAACUUCAUCAAGUUUGCGUACAUCUUAAAGGAUUAGUUCACUUUCAAACUAAAAUUUCUUUAUAAU
Molecule: messenger RNA, 3215 nt
Organism: Megalobrama amblycephala (Wuchang bream)
Lineage: Eukaryota; Metazoa; Chordata; Actinopteri; Cypriniformes; Xenocyprididae
Gene: grk7b
Product: G protein-coupled receptor kinase 7b
Exons: 4
Coding region: 1118-2761 (547 amino acids)
Biological process (GO): regulation of signal transduction; signal transduction; protein phosphorylation
Cellular component (GO): cytoplasm
Molecular function (GO): ATP binding; rhodopsin kinase activity
Source: RefSeq, a predicted model, not a curated record